Messenger RNA from Haliotis rubra (blacklip abalone), 1374 nucleotides. RefSeq lists its product as uncharacterized. The transcript is spliced from 2 exons. Lineage: Eukaryota; Metazoa; Mollusca; Gastropoda; Lepetellida; Haliotidae. Bases 1 to 1224 code for a protein of 407 amino acids. The record is from RefSeq and is a predicted model, not a curated record.
AUGAAUAACUUUUCUUCCAUCAAAGGGUCCAUACAGGACCUAGAUGGUAUACCUAAGCAGAAAAAUGUGCCCGUAGAGGCGCAUACAUCUGCAACCGAUGAUAUGUCGAAAAACCACGUGGAUGGUUUGGGCAAGUCCCAUCAACCCCAACCAUCGGGGUCGGGCAACAAGCGAGACUUGGGGUUGGAUAGCCACUCUAAUCAGCACAAACGUGCUCGAAUUUGCGCACGGGUGGCUUCUGCUUCUGACUUUGAGUCAGAUUCAGGAUCAGAAUCUUCCCCCUCGAGCGAUGUAAGCUCGGACGAAUCUUACGUUGAGUCUGCUACGAAUCAACGUGGGGAUAAAGGGGUCGUUCCGUCAAAACCGGUAAUCAAUAAAACAGGAACAAUAGAGACUUUCGAUGAUUACGUCCCCUUCUCGUUAGCUGAUGCCAAAGACCCAUCAGAAUGGUGUCUCCCGCAUACUCUCUCUCGACAGACUCAGAGAAAUUUCUCUGUCUUCUGCCAGGAUUCCAAACUAGAAGAAAAUAUUCUAGAGGAUCUCCCUGUCCCUUCAGAGGAAUGUCUUCAGACACCUUCUCUGGAUCCAUAUCUGGACGACCUCUUUGAGGCUAAGGGAAAGUCGUUCGAGAAAAAGUUUGACCAAUCCCUUCAAUUUAUUCAAAAGCGGAUUCUGAAUUCCAUGGGGCCUCUAUGUCACCUGUGGCAUAACCUUGAUAAGAUCCGCAGAGGUGAAUCCCCCGCCGAUUUAGACAUCUUUGAGCUGUUGGAAUUGGUAGAGAAAACCACCUGUCUUAUCGGUCAGGCUAAUGUCUCCAUGAAUUACAACAGAAGGCUAAACAUUCUGGCUAAACUUUCUAAGGAUGUCAAGAAGGCUAAACGUCUCAUUCUCAAGCAUGACACAGCUUUGUCAGAGGCUAAGGGCAGACUCUUCGGAGAUGCCUUUUAUGACGUCAUGCUGAAGGAGGUAAAACGUAAGACCAAAGCCAAAUUGAUAUUUGAUGCUGAGAGACGUUCAGCUCGCAGACCUACUUUCAGACACCAAGGGCCCAGUCACCCUGAUAGACAGCCCUUUCAGAGAAUGCCCUCAGGAGGAAGACAAUCUACUGGGGGCACAUUCCACAUCAAGCCCUCCUUCAACAGAGGUUUCAGAGGCAACUCUUCCAGAGGCAGAGGAAGAGCCGGUCAGUCCGGUCGGAAUCGCAGACUCUCUUAUAUCAGUUGAGUGCUGUGGGUCUGGACUACAGCGGAGCUGGCCAGGAAGAGGAGGGCGCUCCACUGGAUGACUUGUGGCCACUGACCCCAUCUAGGGUUUUUUCCGUUUGAAGUUCAAAUUCAAUAGAUCUGUAUGAUCUGAUUAAAUGUUUUUCCUUUA